AUGUGUGUAGGUGGCGUUGUAGCAGCAUUGGUGGGGUUUCCAGUUGGUGACAUUGUUGGGUUUCCAGUUGGUGACAUGGUUGGGGUUGCUGUUGUUGGGCCUGCAGCAGGAGCAGAAGGAGAGACAGAUGGCAGUGGAGUUGGUGUAUUGCUUGGUUGUUCAGUGGGUGGUUUUGUGGGUGACCUGCUGGGUGGUAUUGUUGGACCCCCAGUAGGAGUUUGGGUUGGCUCAUUGGUAGGAGGAGGGGAGGGUGCUUUGGUUGGACUAAAGGUAGGCGAUGGUGUUGGCAAUGAUGUCACAAUAUCAACAGCCUCCAGUGAGUUCCUUUGCAUUGCUGGAAAAGCAUUGAAUGCAGCUAGAAAAGUGGCCUUCUCAGCAUUUGUCUGGUACAUGAAGGCAUUGUUGACUUGA
Molecule: messenger RNA, 411 nt
Organism: Seminavis robusta
Lineage: Eukaryota; Bacillariophyta; Bacillariophyceae; Naviculales; Naviculaceae
Source: the annotation of a GenBank genome assembly